AUGUUUCAGUAGACCAAGUUGUGUUUCAUAUGAUAGUAUAUAAAAAAUUCAAGUCUUUGCCUUGUUGACCGGCAAAUACUUGAUUUUGGCUUUGUUUCCUCGUCUAUUCCUUGGACACUAUUCUCAUGAUAGCAAUACAUGACCUAAUAGCCUUUGGAUUCCUCCUUUUGAUUUUUUCUUCAUUUUGAAUAUUUCCUCACAUGUUUCGAAAACUCACAGCAAGUUCUUCCCAUGAUCAUAGAUGGUUCAGCCUCAAAAGUGUAUAUAAGUAUGUGUAACAACAAUGUUGUAGUGCAAUUCAAGUUAGCAAACAAGCUUGCUAGAACUUGAUUCCAUUUCUCACAACAAUUUUAUCAUGAGGAAAUCUGAAGACCUUGAGCAAGUUUUCCAUUACUUUGAUGAAGAUGGUGAUGGGAAAGUAUCAGCCUCCGACUUGAGACAUGGCUUGAGUCUUAUGGGUGGAGACCUAUUUUCAAAAGAGAUUGAGGUCGCAAUGGAGGCAUUGGAUUCUGAUGGAGAUGGUUUCUUGGGUUUAGAAGAUUUUAUUGGGCUAAUGGAAGGAGGAGAAGAGGAAGAGAAGAUAAAGGAUUUGAGAGAGGCUUUUGCAAUGUAUGAUAUGGAAGGUUGUGGCUUUAUUACACCCAAGAGUUUGAAAAGAAUGCUCAGCAGAUUGGGUGACUCAAAGUCGAUUGAAGAGUGCAGAGUGAUGAUCAAUCAGUUUGAUUUGAAUGGAGAUGGUGUGCUUAGUUUUGAAGAAUUUAGAAUUAUGAUGCUGUAAUCAUUUUAGACAUCCCCUGUGUGAUGAUUAGAUUUUUAAUGUGUGUCAAUCAUUUUAGGCAUCCCCUGAGUGAUGAUUAGAUUUUUAAUGUGUGUAUCAAUAUUUCUUUCAAUUCACCAGUUUCUAAAAUAUACAGUUGCAAUGUUGUUUUCAACUGAAUUUUAUUAGUGUUAAUUAUUCUUUACUAGUAUUACUUCAUAGUAUAAAG
Molecule: messenger RNA, 986 nt
Organism: Quercus lobata
Lineage: Eukaryota; Viridiplantae; Streptophyta; Magnoliopsida; Fagales; Fagaceae
Product: calcium-binding protein CML37-like
Exons: 1
Coding region: 356-778 (140 amino acids)
Molecular function (GO): calcium ion binding
Source: RefSeq, a predicted model, not a curated record